Messenger RNA from Rhopilema esculentum, 739 nucleotides. RefSeq names its product peptidyl-prolyl cis-trans isomerase B. Gene Ontology annotation, molecular function: cyclosporin A binding; peptidyl-prolyl cis-trans isomerase activity. NCBI's taxonomy places the organism in Eukaryota, Metazoa, Cnidaria, Scyphozoa, Rhizostomeae, Rhizostomatidae. Gene Ontology annotation, cellular component: cytoplasm; intracellular membrane-bounded organelle. The record is from RefSeq and is a predicted model, not a curated record. Gene Ontology annotation, biological process: protein peptidyl-prolyl isomerization; protein folding.
GUGUCCUGUCUGUGUUUGAAUCCUUCACUCUGAGUUGGAAGGCCAACGAGAAAGCAAAUCGCUGCAAUGAAUUCCUUGGCGUUAUCGUUUGUAGCAUUAGCAUGCCUCGGGGCAAUUCACAGCUCAGAUGCUGAAGUUAAAGCUGUCGUUACAAAGAAAGUGUUCUUCGACGUCAGCAUUGGCGGCAAGAAGGCAGGGAGGAUCGUAAUAGGCCUAUUUGGCGAUGUCGUGCCAAAAACUACCAAGAAUUUCUAUGCACUCUGCACACAUUCGAAUGGUUUUGGCUACAAAGGCAGCCACUUCCAUAGAGUCAUCAAGGAUUUCAUGAUGCAAGGUGGUGACUUUACCAACAUGGAUGGCACUGGAGGUAAGAGUAUUUAUGGAGAGAGAUUCCCAGAUGAGAACUUCAAGUUGAACCACUAUGGAGCUGGUUGGCUCAGUAUGGCAAAUGCAGGUGCGGAUACAAAUGGAUCACAAUUUUUCAUCACUUUCACAAAGACACCUUGGCUUGAUGGCAGGCAUACUGUGUUUGGAAAAGUUCUUGAAGGAAUGGAUGUUGUAAGAAAAGUUGAAGCUGUCGAAACUGGAAUGAGAGAUGAUCCCAAAUCAGAAGUUAAAAUUGAAGAUUGUGGUUCUCUCCCUGUUGAAAAGCCAUUUGAGGUCAAGAAGGAGCCUGUAGAGUAGAUCUUAUUUGUAAAGUAUUUAAAUUUUUCUAAUUUUUCAAUGCUACUAAAGGAAA